Messenger RNA from Medicago truncatula (barrel medic), 829 nucleotides. RefSeq names its product 40S ribosomal protein S14. The transcript has 6 exons. Gene Ontology annotation, molecular function: structural constituent of ribosome. NCBI's taxonomy places the organism in Eukaryota, Viridiplantae, Streptophyta, Magnoliopsida, Fabales, Fabaceae. The record is from RefSeq and is a predicted model, not a curated record. Gene Ontology annotation, biological process: translation. Gene Ontology annotation, cellular component: ribosome. Bases 156 to 611 code for a protein of 151 amino acids.
CUCACAAGCCCAACAUCUACUUUCACAAAACCCUAAUCCAUAGAUAAAUUUCUUUUCUCCCAUAUAAACGAAAACCAUCGACGCUUUGUUCUCUCUGAAGAGGAAGAAGGUGCACGCCGGCGGAUUGAAGUAGGAACCCAACACCACCUUCAGCAAUGUCGUCGAAGAGAAAGGUUAGAGAGCCAAAGGAAGAAACAGUGACUCUUGGUCCAGCUGUUAAAGAUGGAGAACAAGUUUUUGGUGUUGCUCGUAUCUUUGCUUCGUUUAACGAUACCUUCAUCCAUGUGACUGAUUUGUCUGGUAGAGAAACACUUGUCCGUAUUACUGGUGGAAUGAAGGUCAAAGCUGACCGAGAUGAGUCAUCUCCAUAUGCUGCCAUGCUUGCUGCACAAGAUGUUGCCACCAGAUGCAAGGAGUUAGGCAUAACUGCUCUUCACAUCAAACUACGUGCUACUGGAGGAAACAAGACCAAAACACCAGGCCCUGGUGCUCAGGCUGCUCUCCGUGCCUUGGCUCGGUCAGGAAUGAAAAUCGGUCGCAUAGAGGAUGUGACCCCAAUUCCUUCUGACAGCACCCGCCGAAAGAGUGGUAGAAGGGGUAGAAGGCUCUGAGUUUGCUAUGGUAUUAUGGAAGGAGCUGCUUAUGUUUUUAUUUUGGUCACCGUGUUUUUGUUUCUUUCCAGACUGUAUUGUGGCAUAUUCAAAAGUUCUACAUGAGUUUAUUUAGAUACAAGUUAAGAGUCAAAUGAAAGUUUUUCAUGUUUCUUCUAUGAUUUACACUUUUGCGGAUUUGAUAAAUUGCUUCAUCUAAUUUUUGUUUUGUUCUCUCA